Rhineura floridana is the source of this 4188-nucleotide messenger RNA. RefSeq names its product A-kinase anchoring protein 5 (gene AKAP5). The transcript has a single exon. Gene Ontology annotation, biological process: positive regulation of adenylate cyclase activity. NCBI's taxonomy places the organism in Eukaryota, Metazoa, Chordata, Lepidosauria, Squamata, Rhineuridae. Gene Ontology annotation, molecular function: glutamate receptor binding; calmodulin binding; beta-2 adrenergic receptor binding. The record is from RefSeq and is a predicted model, not a curated record. Gene Ontology annotation, cellular component: excitatory synapse; dendrite membrane; plasma membrane. Bases 775 to 2259 code for a protein of 494 amino acids.
GCUGUGUUUUAUAACCAAAGGAAUGCUAAUUGGAAAAUGGACUGAAAGGCAUUAAAAAGCAAACUUGAAAAGACAUAGGGAAGCUUCUCCCCAUACCAGUUGACAAAGAUGGUCUUUUGUAUCUGCUUUCAAACAAAAUCCUUGAUUGGGAAACCAUGCAUAUAUUUGCAAGUGAUCUUCACCUGGGACUGUCGUCAAUGGAACAAGGUCAGUUUCUGUAAUGAUCUGAAAUCUAUUUAAAACAAUUAAAGUGCCAAGCUUCUGAUGAAAGAUUAUCGCCUGCCGCAUCAAGAGAUGAUUAAAAUUGAUGCUCAGAGAUAUCAGGCUGAAACUUCUUCAGUAAGAUGCACAGAGGGGGGAUAAAAGCACCCUGCUGUUAAAAAUCUAACUCUUUUGUUUUUUAAACUAAGAAGAAGAGAAGCCUGUUUUAAGACGGCCCUCAGAAGAUGUUUUUGCAGGAAAUUUAGGCCCUUUUGAGGUUGUGAGAAGACAUCUCUCAAGGGAUAGCUUGUUGAGUUUGAUAACAGCAUAUUGACACUGCAGAUGUAAACUGGUUUAACAGCGAUCUCCUCUCCCUAGGGGACUGUGGUUCUAAGGAUUUUUGUCAGUACCUUCCCCAAACUACAAUCCCCAGUAUUCACUGGAGGGGAGCAGCAACAGUUGGACUGGCAUAAAACUGUUAACAUUUAUGGUGUAGAUCUGCUGUAAGGAUGUCUUCCAUCUGAGACAUUAGCCGAGUUUUAAUGUUCAGAAGCUAGAAUCCAAGCCCAAACUAUGGAGGAUGUCACUAAAGAAAUUCAGGCAGAGAAUAAGCAAGAGCUGGAAGACUCCAGUGUGGAGAAACCCUUCCUUCCAAAUGAAAGCCCUGCCCAAAAGGCCUCUGUCUUUUGCUUUAAGAAAAGGAAGAAGUCCUGCGUAACAGAGAAAAGCGAGGACCAUGAAUCCAAUUCGCUUGCCCAGAAGCCUACAAGUCAGAACUCCAGCACCAAGCAAAGUGAAAUGGAAGUUCCAGAUCCAUUGUGGACCUCAGGAGGGGCCUGGUUGGCCUUUAAACGGCUCGUGACACUGAGAAGACGGCCCAAAUCUACUUUGAAGAAGCAAACACAGUUCGGCUCCCGCGUGCAACUGGAGACAAGUGUAGAAGAUUCUGGUGCGCUGCAUUUUCCAAAGGAACACACCAGCUCCAACCUUAAAAUUCCCUGCCUGAGGUUCUCUAGAAGGAAGAAGUCCAGCCAGCCUGAAAUAACCGAGGAGGUAGAUCACGGUGAGAAAGCAAAGGAAAUGAUAAGCAUUUUGAAUAACAAAAGGAAUAGUGAACCAGAGGUUGUGGCUGUGGAAGGUCCACUGAACACUGAACACUCCCCCAGCAGAGCCCCUGGGGAGAAGGAGAGUGACAGCAGGGUUGUAAACAACGCAGAAGAACUGGUUCUCUCCAAGAGAGAGGACACAUUUGCAGUAGAGAUGAGGCCGGGCCCCAAUCAAUACACAGACUGUACAGCUCAGUCAGAAAUCAUCCACUCAGAAACAGUCCUUGAAACAGAACAGGAGAAGCAAUUCUUCCAGUUGCAUCAUGGAAGCCUUUACGGUGACCCCCAAGAAGCAAGAAAUGAAACAUUUGAUUUUGAAGAUGAGAUGGGCCUCCUCCUUCCUCAGGACCUGCCAGAAAGCGAACCCAGAGCCAUAGAAGCAGAAGGAGCCGAGCACACGCUGGCCAACGAGGAUGAGCUGGAACAAUUUGGGAAGGAUGUGGAUGUUUUGGAGAAUGCCAAUGGUACCAAGGACAGCAACUCUGUUGAAGUGAUGCUGCACUGCAGCCCAUCUGCGUUUGAAAGCGAGGCUUCAAGUGAGCCACAGUGUUCCAGUGAAGAAGUGGGGUCUGAGGAAAACAAGCCGACCAUGCUUGGAGCAGGCAUUGUCAUAAUGAUCACGGAAGCAGAGGAAUGCCCGGACGAAGAGCUCAGCCACAGCUGUGAACCAUUUUCAUUUCCACAAGCCAACAAACAGAAAGUGAAGAAAAAACCAAGCAAAGGCCUUGAUUCUGGGGCAGGGGGUUCUGGUUACACGAGGGAAGGUAAGACGUGUUCUAAGGUCCUGCCGCCCUUGGGUGCCAAUGGCCAGGAGCACCGGACUUCAGAGCAAUAUGAAAUGCUUCUGAUAGAAACAGCUGCGUCGCUUGUUAAGGCAGCCAUUCAGUCGUCCGUCGAACAGCUUGUGAACGAAAUGGCUUUGGAACAAAAUAAGCAAAACAGCUUUCUAUGAUAUAACCGCAGGAGCUCCCUGAUGAUCCUUGGCCAGGCCUUGCAAUCAGACAAGCUGACAUCAGCUGCCACCGGCCCCAGAUUUUGAGUGCCAAUAAAAGGUGCAAAUGAUCUGUUCUUUAAAUGUAUUAGAUUGUUACCGGGAGAGGGUGUCGGAUUUUCUGCCUCAGGUGCCAAAAUUGCCUGUUCCAACCUUGCCGGUUAAUUCAGUAUUAAUGCCAUAGGAAGUGUUAUGAAGGGCCUGCUUUAUUUUAACUUGGCAUGAAAGGCUUGGAAUGAAACCCUGGGAUAUUCACAGUACCUGUGAUUUGCUUAAUUUUGCAUGUUGGUGAAAUGAAAGUAUCUUGUAUGUAAAAACAGGAUGCUAGAACGGGGGACUUUCGCUGCAUGGUGAUGUGUUAAUGGCUUGUUCUGUGUGGUAGAUCUAGGAAAGGCAAAGGCAAACUCUUCCUUCCCUUCUCUGUUUAUUUCUCUUGCUAGAACCCAAGUUGUCCAAAGUCAUUAUUGUCAAAUGCCUGAGUAAUUGCUGCAUUAAUUAACUUAACACCUGCUAAAUUGCUUAGUUAAGUUGCUGUUAGAGGCAAGUCGCAGCAGAAGUGUCAGGAAAAGGUGGCAAGGCCAUCCUAAAUAGGGAAUCAAAUUAUAAAGCAAUGAAUGAAAAACACACAAGGUAAUUCGUAAGCAAACAAUUUAUGUCAAAAGUCUUGCAGAGGCCUUAGAAAAUGGAAGACUCAUAAGCCAAACCCAGGUAGCCAUAUGAGCAGAACUCCAGUCUAAUGCAGAAAACUAUAAAUUUCUAGAGCCUUUCAGCACUGUUUUGGCUCAACAUAAUUGUUUUGUUUUGUUUUCAAAGACUUGGAUCCCACUUUAUUUCCAAAAGGGAAACCAAAGCAACAAACCUCAUUGAGAACAGAUUAAACAUACCAGACCAUCAAAUAUCAGGUCAUGUUUGGGAUCAUUAGAAAAGGGAUCAAAAAUAAGACUGUCAAUAUCAUAAUGCCGUUAUACAAAUACAUGGUGUGACCACACUUUGAAUACUGUGUACAAGUUCUGGUCUCUUUACCUCUAAAAGGAUAUUGUCAGUUUGGAAAAGGUGCAGAAAAGGGCAACCAAAAUGAUGGAGCGACUACCCCAUGAGAAAAGUUAGCAGCAUUUGGGGCUUUUUAGUCUAGAGAAACAAGGUGGGUAAGAGAUGACAUGAUAGAAGUGUAUAAUAUUAUGCAUGGCAUGGAGAAAGUGGACAGAGAGAAGUUUUUCUCUGUCUCUCAUAACCCUAGAACUUGGGGUCAUCCAUUGAAGCUGAAUGGUGGUCGAUUCAGGACAGAGGAAAGAAAGAACCUCUUCACAGAGCGCAUAGUUACAACGAUGGAAUUCACUCCCACAUUAUAUGUUGAGGGCCACCAACCUCGACAGCAUUAAAAGGGAAUUAAAAAAAAUGAUGGAAAAUAAGGCUAACAGUGUCUCAUAGUCAGGAUGGGAGUGUAUUAUCUCCAGGAUUAGAGGCAAUUUGUCACUUGCUGGGGAACAGCAGCAGCCAUUGCGCUCAGUACGUGCUUGUGGGAUUCCUAUGGACUAGAUGUGCUUUCUGACCUGAUCCAUCUGGGCUCUUCCCAUGUUCUUAAAACAAUGAUCGCACAACAAUAAUACAUGUGUAAAAUGAUAGCGAUAAAAAAAGAGGGGGAAACAGUUACAAGCAGCCCAAUUCAGCAGCAGGAGAAACUCUCUUUGCAGCAACAUUUAUAACCCCAUAAGCUUUGUAGAACAACCAGGUCUCAACAGGCAUUGGAAGACCUACAGUAAAGAGGGAAGGUGAGUUUCCUUGAGAGGACGUUCUGUAGGGUUGCCAACACCACUGAAACGACCCUGCUCCUUAAGAGUUUUCCCUUUGGAAAAUAUUCGUUUGUUGCCCUGGGGGUAGAAAUACUGACGA